GCCUUGGUUAGAUUCUCAUCGUCCAACCACCUACCUAAUUAUCUACCCACACAUAUUUUUACAGGCAAAAUCAGUACAUAAUGAACGCACCCGAUCGUUUUGAGUUAUUUGUGAUUCCUGAAGGAAGAAAGAAGGUAGAGAUGGAAGUCGAUACACGAAUUCCCAAUGCUGCGACAUUUAGAAUCGAGCGUGAGGAUCACACAUUGGCCAACAUGCUUCGCGCGCAGCUCCUCAAGGAUCCUCGUGUAUUGUUCGCAGGAUAUAAAGUACCUCACCCUCUCGAACACAACUUCCUCAUAAAAGUCCAAACAGUACCCGGAACAGCACCUGGCGAAGCACUCAAGGAUGCUACAUCUGAGUUGAUUUCUGAAAUCAAUGCUCUCAAGAACAAGUUUGAUAUGGACGUUAUUAGACACCGAACAUUCGAAGAUGCCAAACAAAGUCAGGCAGGUGGUGUAGGUCGUGGCUAUGAGGCUGACCAAAUGAGCGGCAUGGAUCAACAUCGUGCAGCCAUUGAUGUUGAUUUCUAAGAUGAUUUUCAUCCACCUGUAACAUAUCCCGUCAAACACAUAUUCUGCAUCCACAAAAAAUAUAUAUUCACCGAUAAUGAACGGAAUGAACAAAUUGACAAAAGAAA
This is a messenger RNA of Phycomyces blakesleeanus NRRL 1555(-), 637 nucleotides long. RefSeq lists its product as hypothetical. Lineage: Eukaryota; Fungi; Mucoromycota; Mucoromycetes; Mucorales; Phycomycetaceae. The transcript is spliced from 3 exons. Gene Ontology annotation, cellular component: RNA polymerase II, core complex. Gene Ontology annotation, biological process: transcription by RNA polymerase II. Gene Ontology annotation, molecular function: protein dimerization activity; DNA binding. The record is from RefSeq and is a predicted model, not a curated record. The coding region runs from base 81 to 530 and encodes 149 amino acids.